AUGCGAUUGAUGCAUCAUCAUUCACUGCGUUCGCAUCACUUCCCGACGCCGAUGCCCCGGGCGCGGGCGUCGGCACCCGCCCCACCCCCGCCCACGUUCGAUGUCGUCCACGGCGAGGAGUCCCCGGAGGCGAUGCGCGCGCGACACGCCCGCGAACUCGCCGCGAUCGAAACAUUUGUGAAGACAUUCGGUCGAGGCAAAGGCGCGCGCGACCGCGCGUUGCGCGCCGUCGGCGCGGUGACGGAUCGACACCUGGACGAGAUGCGGGCGUUUGAGCUCGCGCGCGCGGACGCGGGUGACGACGAGGACGAGGACGACGAGGACGCGGCGGACGGGACGGCGGACGGAGACGCGGACGCGGCGGCGACGCGAUUGGCGACGCUGGACGUGGACGCGACGCGCGAGGACGAAAGCGGUGAUGCGAUGGGUGAAAAGAAGAUGACCAAGGCGGCGCGGCGACGGAUGAAGCGCGAGGCGGAGGAACGCGAGCGUGAACGGAGAAUUGAGGCGGAGAAGGCGGCGCUGGGACCGAGCGCGGAGACGUCGGAGCGCGAGACGUUGCGACGCAAGCUCCAACCGCUCGGGCUCGCGGUGAAGGAGAUUCGAGCGGAUGGACACUGUUUGUAUCGCGCGAUCGACGAUCAGUUGACGAUGGUUCGAGGACGCGGACACGAGGGCGGAUACACGGGUUUGCGAGAGACGUGCGCGCGGACGAUGCGCGAGGACGAGGACGCGUUCAGACCCUUCGCCGAGGACGGGUGCGGGGAGGAUGACGACAAGUGGAACGAUUACGUGCGCGCCGUCGAGAGCACGGCGACGUGGGGGGGGCAGUUGGAGCUCAUGGCUCUGUCCAAGGCGCUGGAGCGACGGAUAUCGGUGUACAGCGCGACGAUGCCGACGGUCGUCAUGGGCGAGGAGUUCGCGCCGGAGGGCGAGCUCAGGGUGGCGUAUCAUCGACACGCGUUCGGUCUGGGCGAACACUACAACUCCGUCGAGGCGGCGGGACGGUGA
This is a messenger RNA of Ostreococcus tauri, 1011 nucleotides long. RefSeq names its product Ovarian tumour, otubain. NCBI's taxonomy places the organism in Eukaryota, Viridiplantae, Chlorophyta, Mamiellophyceae, Mamiellales, Bathycoccaceae. Bases 1 to 1011 code for a protein of 336 amino acids. The record is from RefSeq and is a predicted model, not a curated record. Gene Ontology annotation, biological process: protein deubiquitination. The transcript has a single exon. Gene Ontology annotation, molecular function: cysteine-type deubiquitinase activity.